CACUGACUACUACCACGCUGCUUUGGCACUGACUACUACCACGCAGCUCCGGCACUGACUACUACCACGCUGCUUUGGCACUGACUACUACCACGCUGCUCCGGCACUGACUACUACCACGCUGCUUUGGCACUGACUACUACCACGCUGCUCCGGCACUGACUACUACCACGCUGCUUUGGCACUGACUACUACCACGCAGCUCCGGCACUGACUACUACCACGCUGCUCUGGGACUGACUACUACCACGCUGCUCCGGCACUGACUACUACCACGCUGCUCCGGCACUGACUACUACCACGCUGCUCCGGCUCUGACUACUACCACGCUUCUCCGGCUCUGACUACUACCACACUGCUCCGGCUCUGACUACUACCACUCUUCUCCGGCACUGACUACCACCAUGCUUCUCCGGCACUGACUACUACCACGCUGCUCCGGCUCUGACUACUACCACUCUUCUCCGGCACUGACUACUACCACGCUGCUCCGGCUCUGACUACUACCACUCUUCUCCGGCACUGACUACCACCACGCUUCUCCGGCACUGACUACUACCACGCUGCUCCGGCUCUGACUACUACCACUCUUCUCCGGCACUGAAAUCAUUCGGGGGUUGGAGAUAGCUGCGUUGCUAGUUGCGGCCACCACAAGGAGUAAUGGAGAGGUCCACCAUGUAGAAAGACUGCAACCGGAGACAGAAGACAGAAGACAGAAGCUUGAGAAUCAGAAUGGGAACAUAUAUUCGGAGUGGCUCUGGACGGCAGCCGUGUGAAGCCCAGUGACAGAAGAAAACAGAAGGGAUCGUUAUUUUCCUGUGGACCUACGCGUCUCCUCUCUCUGCUCCUCUCUCUGCUCCUCUCUCUGCUCCUCUCUCUGCUCCUCCAGCUCCAGUUCCUUUACGCGCUGGUCCUGCCGGUGUAGCUGACCUCCCUUAGUGUUUUCCUGGAUGGUCGCACGGUUUCUUCACCACAACACCGUUUGCUGAGGGAUCUUAGCCUGUCGUCUUUGCCUCGGUCAGGACGGUUUUCAUCCCUGCCUGUCAGCUUCUGUGGCUGCUUCGCGGCUCGGUCUCUCUUUGACCUAGAAAUCUAUUGUUUGGUUUCACCGGUGUCGCCGUCUCCCUUCCAGUGGCGUUCAUCCCUCUCUCUCUCUCUCCCGCUUUCUUAUCUGCUCAUUAUUUUGAGGAUCUCUGUCCCUCCCCGCCGACACACACCGUUUCACCUGAGGUUUCUGCUCCUGGUUUCGCGAAGCUCCUGAGCAUCACCAGCUUGUCGGUCGCCAUGGGGGACCUGACAAACAGUGAUUUUUACGCCAAGAACCAAAGAAACUCCAGCAGCGCCAACCAUGAAGGGGACUUCGGGGUGUCAGUCAUGGAGCUUCGGGGGCUCAUGGAACUGCGAGGUGGCGAGGCAGUCGUGAAGAUCCAGGAGGACUAUGGAGACAUGGACGGACUCUGUCAGCGACUCAAAACAUCUCCCACAGAAGGCUUAUCAGGAGAUGUAACCGACCUUGAAAAGAGAAAAGAAGCCUUUGGGCAGAACCUCAUACCUCCAAAGAAGCCCAAAACCUUUCUGGAGUUGAUAUGGGAGGCCUUGCAGGAUGUUACCUUAAUCAUCCUGGAGGUGGCGGCUCUGAUCUCCCUGGGACUGAGCUUCUACCAGCCCCCAGGAGGGGAUACAGGGGACAGCUGCGGGACGGCGGCAGGCGGGGGCGAGGAUGAGGGCGAGGCCGAGUCCGGCUGGAUCGAGGGGGCGGCCAUCUUGCUGUCAGUGGCAUGUGUGGUGCUGGUGACGGCAUUCAACGACUGGAGCAAGGAGAAGCAGUUCCGCGGGUUGCAGAGCCGCAUCGAGCAGGAGCAGAAGUUCCAGGUCGUCCGGGGCGCCCAGGUCAUACAGCUGCCUGUGGCCGACAUCGUGGUCGGGGACAUCGCACAGAUCAAGUAUGGUGACCUGCUACCAGCGGAUGGAGUGUUGAUCCAGGGGAAUGAUCUCAAGAUAGACGAGAGCUCCCUGACGGGGGAGUCGGACCAUGUCAAAAAGACCGCAGACAGGGACCCCAUGCUGCUCUCUGGUACCCAUGUCAUGGAAGGUUCUGGCAGGAUGUUGGUGACCGCCGUGGGGGUCAACUCUCAGACCGGCAUCAUCUUCACCCUGCUGGGGGCUGGGGAGGUCGGAGAGGAGGAGAAGAAGGAGAAGAGAGACUCCUCCCACCCCUCUGACCCCCCCAUCUCAACCAUAGCCACCGGUGCUGCUGUGGGCAAGGCACCAGGCAAUGCCUACAUAGUCAAUGGUAAAAUGCAGGAUGGGAAUAUCGAGAACAACCAGACUAAAGUGAAGAAGCAGGACGGAGCGGCUGCCAUGGAGAUGCAGCCUCUGAAGAGUGCAGAGGGGGGUGAGACGGAGGAGAAGAAGAAGACAAACGUCUCCAAGAAAGAGAAGUCUGUCCUCCAGGGGAAGCUGACCAAGCUGGCGGUUCAGAUCGGCAAAGCUGGCCUGGUGAUGUCAGCCAUCACAGUCAUCAUCCUGGUCCUGUACUUUGCAGUGGACAACUUUGUCCUGCAGAAGAGGCCUUGGCUGACAGAGUGCACUCCCAUCUAUGUCCAGUACUUCGUCAAGUUCUUCAUCAUCGGUGUCACCGUUCUGGUGGUGGCGGUCCCUGAGGGCCUGCCUUUGGCCGUCACCAUCUCCCUCGCCUACUCUGUCAAGAAAAUGAUGAAGGACAACAACCUGGUGCGUCAUCUGGACGCGUGCGAGACGAUGGGCAACGCCACGGCCAUCUGCUCCGACAAGACCGGCACACUGACCACCAACCGCAUGACAGCCGUGGCAUGCUACAUCGGAGAUGUUCACUACAAGGAGAUACCAGACCCUGGAGUUCUGUCAAACAAGUCUCUGGACAUACUCGUCAAUGCCAUCUCUCUCAACAGCGCCUACACCACCAAGAUACUGCCUGCCACCAAGGAGGGGGGCCUGCCCAUGCAGGUCGGCAACAAGACAGAGUGUGGUCUGCUGGGCCUGGUGCUGAAACUCAAGAGGGACUACCAACCCAUCCGCAAUCAGAUCCCCGAGGAGAAACUCUACAAGGUGUACACCUUCAACUCAGUCAGGAAAUCCAUGUCCACUGUCAUCAAACUACCAGAAGGCGGUUUCCGGAUGUACAGCAAGGGAGCCUCUGAGAUUGUUCUCAAGAAGUGCACUAAGAUUCUGAAUGCGGAGGGCGAGCCGAGAGUUUUCCGUCCACGCGACAAGGACGAGAUGGUAAAGAAGGUCAUCGAGCCCAUGGCAUGUGAUGGGCUGCGGACCAUCUGUGUGGCGUACCGAGACUUCCCAGCCGACCCAGAACCCCUCUGGGACAACGAGAAUGACAUCCUCAAUGAGCUGACGGCGGUGUGUGUGGUUGGCAUAGAGGACCCCGUCAGACCAGAGGUGCCAGCUGCCAUCGUACGCUGCCAACGCGCGGGCAUUACGGUACGCAUGGUGACAGGAGACAACCUGAAUACGGCCAGAGCAAUCGCCAUGAAGUGUGGCAUCAUCCACCCUGGAGAGGACUUCCUGGCUAUCGACGGGAAGGAAUUCAACAGGAGGAUCAGAAAUGAGAAAGGAGAGGUUGAGCAGGAGCGCAUGGACAAGGUGUGGCCUAAACUGCGAGUCCUGGCUAGAUCCUCUCCGACUGACAAACACACAUUGGUGAAAGGCAUCAUCGACAGCACCUUGACCGACCAGCGACAGGUGGUUGCAGUGACAGGGGACGGCACAAACGAUGGUCCCGCCUUAAAGAAGGCUGACGUGGGCUUUGCUAUGGGCAUCGCAGGGACGGAUGUGGCCAAGGAGGCGUCCGACAUCAUCCUGACGGAUGACAACUUCAGCAGUAUAGUGAAGGCUGUGAUGUGGGGCAGGAACGUCUACGACAGCAUCUCCAAGUUCCUCCAGUUCCAGCUGACUGUCAACGUGGUGGCUGUCAUCGUGGCCUUCACUGGGGCCUGUAUCACACAGGACUCACCUCUGAAAGCAGUGCAGAUGUUGUGGGUGAACCUGAUCAUGGACACAUUUGCGUCCUUGGCCCUGGCCACCGAGCCGCCAACCGAGGCCCUGCUGAUGAGGAAACCAUAUGGCCGCAACAAACCCCUGAUCUCCAGCACAAUGACCAAGAACAUCCUGGGACAUGGCAUUUACCAGCUCGUCAUCAUCUUCUCCUUGCUGUUUGUUGGCGAGCAGAUCUUUGACAUAGACAGUGGUCGUAAUGCUCCGCUGCACUCUCCUCCGUCAGAACACUAUACCAUCAUCUUCAACACUUUUGUCCUCAUGCAACUUUUCAACGAGAUAAAUGCCAGGAAGAUCCACGGUGAACGCAACGUCUUCGAUGGGAUCUUCAGAAACCCCAUCUUCUGCUCCAUUGUCUUCGGAACCUUUGCCAUUCAGAUUGUGAUCGUGCAGCUGGGAGGGAAGCCAUUCAGUUGUACUCCUCUAGACCUGGAGAAAUGGGGCUGGUGCACCUUCCUGGGACUAGGAGAAUUAGUCUGGGGACAGGUGAUUGCCACAAUUCCCAAUAGCAAGCUGCGAUUCCUACGAGGGGCGGGCCAGCUGACCAAGAAGAAUGAGAUGCCUGGUGACGAGGACAUGAACGAGGACAACGAGGAGAUCGACCAUGCGGAGAGAGAGCUGCGUCGUGGGCAGGUCCUUUGGUUCAGGGGGCUGAGCCGCAUUCAGACCCAGAUUCGCGUCGUGAAUGCAUUCCGUAGUUCUCUCUAUGAAGGACUGGAGAAAACUGACUCCAGAUCGUCCAUCCACAACUUCAUGACCCACCCGGAGUUCAGACUGGAAGACUCCACCCCGCACAUCCCCCUGAUCGACGACACUGACUUGGAGGAUGACCCGGCAUUGAGGAAGACCCCCCAGUCUCUGUCCCGGGCGGGCAGCCAGCCCCAGUCCCCCAAUAAGAACAACAACGCCAUCGACAGUGGCAUCAACCUCACCAUCGACACCACCAGUAAAUCAGCUGCUUCCUCCAGUCCCAGCAGCCCUCUCCACAGUCUGGAGACGUCCCUCUAACCACCUGCAGCUGGCGGGCAGACGGAUGGCCACAGGACCUUCUUGGCUGCAGCAUCCUGCCGGUGGCCCCUUCCGGAGCCCCUUCUGGCAGCCUGGCUGGCUGAUGGAGACCUCCUUCUACAACCAUGGAGACCUCCUCCUCUACCGCUUGGAUAGCUUUCUCUGGAGGCCUGUUGGAGAUCUCCUCUGCUGCAGUCCGGUGGCUUCCACGCUGCAGUUUGGAGACUUUCGUCUUUACCUCCUUUGUCUGCAGUUUGGAGAUUGUCCUCCAGUCCAAGUCUGCCUGCUGCUGAGGGAAAACAAUACUAAAACUAUACAAUCAUAAAGCGCAACAAAGCCAACACACAUGAUAUGAAUGUGUGUGUGUGUCUGUCUGUGUGUGGUUUGUGUGUGUGUGUGUGUGUGUGUGUGUGUGUGUGUUUGCUGACUGACUGAACACUGUUUCUAGCAGCAGUCAAGUGAAGGACUAGACAGACCUGGGCGGAGCGACUUGAAAAACAAUAAACAGUUCGUACUAUACCCCAGUCCCUAUCCUUUACACAAUACAAACAAUGACUAUAAUGAUGACAGUUUCAAUUAAAACAUUAUUAUUAUCGCUCCUGCAUGAAUGUACAUUACCCACCGUUUUUAUUUGAAUUGUUUUUAGUUUAUUUGAAUUCUUUGAUUUGACUGGGUGGGUG
Esox lucius (northern pike) is the source of this 5732-nucleotide messenger RNA. It is a transcript of the gene atp2b2, whose product is annotated as ATPase plasma membrane Ca2+ transporting 2. Gene Ontology annotation, cellular component: postsynaptic density membrane; intracellular membrane-bounded organelle. Gene Ontology annotation, molecular function: PDZ domain binding; ATP hydrolysis activity; ATP binding. The record is from RefSeq and is a predicted model, not a curated record. Gene Ontology annotation, biological process: calcium ion transmembrane transport; regulation of cytosolic calcium ion concentration. Bases 1285 to 5052 code for a protein of 1255 amino acids. The transcript is spliced from 23 exons. Lineage: Eukaryota; Metazoa; Chordata; Actinopteri; Esociformes; Esocidae.